UUGAUGAUGUCACCCAUGGGAAAACAGCAGCAGCCGUGUCUGAUCUCACAGCACGAGUGAGUCCUCUGGUAAAACUGUCAACCCUGGAAUUUGAAUUUCUUGUUUAAAGUUAUUUGUCAUUUAAAGACCAGGUUACGAAGACAAAGAAGUGUAUUGCAACAGGAGGGGGAGGCCUCUGCAGUCUGAAGCUAUUAAUAGCCCUCGCUUGUUUAGGUCUCAUUUUGUGGCUGGUCUGAGAGACUCCCUUCAAAACGUAUAUAUUUCACCUAAAUUCAUACAAUAAAACAUCAAAAUGAACUUUUACAGUCAAAAAUGUUUUGGACUAAAGUAAAUAUGCAUUAUUAUUGUGUGGUAAAUUGUCUCUUUAUUCCCCUUGAACCAAUUCAGACUGGAGCUUUACAUUCACAUCUGUUUUAAAGCCUUACUUGCGUCUCCUUCUGUGGCAGCGCAAAUCAGAGCACAUUUAUUCACACUUCCUGUUUCGCUCAUCAGACCCUUCCGCGUGGAACCCAUCCAGUUCUGUUCGAUGAUGCAACAGGUGUCGACAUGACCGCUUCUCAGCAAACUAGCCCACCUGCUUCCUCUGAUGGCCGCCGUUCGUCCUGCAGCUCCACAGAUGCUGCAACUGGGUUUGCACAUAACGGCUCAGCGUAUGGCUCCGUGUAUGUGUGAGUGGUAGGAGUGAGAUAUGAGUUCACACUCAUACUUCCUAGUUAGGAAACAUCACACCGACCCACUGAGAUGAUCAACAGAUCACAGCGCUACCUGACUGAAGAGAUUGUUUUUCGAGAGGAAGCGAUGCCCCGUUCUUUCCUGGUGAAACGAGGAGGACUGAGGUGGUUGCCUGAAAAUAAACAAUGGCCGACUGAGGAAUUGGUGGAAGCACAGAAGAGGGCCUGGGACGGUUCCUUGCGGCCCGCCUCGGCGGGAACCUUCGACGUGGCGACACUGCUAGCAUGCCCACAUCAGACUCUCCCACCGAGCACUCCGCCUAACAGCCACCAGCUGGUCCAGCUAGCCGGGCCCAAACCUUAUGGUGAGUGUGGCCCUGCUGAGUCUGACUGUCUGGUCAGGUCAGACGCUCGCGGCGUCUCUUCAAUGCCAGUGGCUUCAGAAUAUCCACAGAGAGAGUCAGAGGGACCUGUGGGUCAGCAGAUGUUUAUGGAGAGCAGCAAGGGCGGCCCGAGGCAACAGUGUCCUCUCUGUAACAAGCUGUUUUCCAGUACGUACACUUUAAAGUCACAUCUAUACAAGUGUCACAGGAGCGGUCAGUCACCAGUGGACGCCAUCUUGAGCGGAAUUCAUCCAGACUCCGCAAGCAGGUGGAAGGGCCGGGUGUUUGGCUGUAACGUGUGCGGCAAAGUGUUCAAGCGCUCCUCCACCCUCUCCACACAUCUGCUCAUACACUCCGACACGCGGCCGUACCCCUGCCAGUACUGCGGCAAACGUUUCCACCAGAAGUCCGACAUGAAGAAGCACACCUUCACGCACACCGGAGAGAAGCCUCAUGUCUGCCUCACUUGUGGAAAAGCGUUCAGUCAGAGCUCCAACCUCAUCACCCACAGUCGGAAACACGGAGGCCAACGAACGUAUCGCUGCCCGCGAUGCCUGUUCAGCUUCCAGCACAAGGUGGAUCUGCUCCAACACCAGCUGAACCAGUGCGGACACCGCUGAGAAUUAGCAGUAUAUAUAUAUAUUUUUUUUUUAGAAAAUUAAAUGUUUUGUUGUGAUGUUUGUGUUUUCAUUUUCUAAUGUAAUAAAUACUGUUUCUAUAAAUAGAUUCUUGUUUGCCAAGAGCAAUAGCUGUUUGAGUGUGUCACAAU
Synchiropus splendidus (mandarinfish) is the source of this 1823-nucleotide messenger RNA. RefSeq names its product zinc finger protein Gfi-1-like. The record is from RefSeq and is a predicted model, not a curated record. Gene Ontology annotation, molecular function: RNA polymerase II cis-regulatory region sequence-specific DNA binding; DNA-binding transcription factor activity, RNA polymerase II-specific. NCBI's taxonomy places the organism in Eukaryota, Metazoa, Chordata, Actinopteri, Syngnathiformes, Callionymidae. Gene Ontology annotation, biological process: regulation of transcription by RNA polymerase II. The transcript is spliced from 6 exons. The coding region runs from base 742 to 1674 and encodes 310 amino acids.